This is a messenger RNA of Rhodofomes roseus, 696 nucleotides long. RefSeq lists its product as uncharacterized. The transcript has a single exon. Bases 1 to 696 code for a protein of 231 amino acids. Lineage: Eukaryota; Fungi; Basidiomycota; Agaricomycetes; Polyporales; Fomitopsidaceae. Gene Ontology annotation, molecular function: protein binding. The record is from RefSeq and is a predicted model, not a curated record.
AUGACCAAGAUGGCUGUCGCACCGUUCGACAACUCUCAUGGAGAUUCAGAUGUCGUCCUCCGGUCUGCGGACGAGGUGGAUUUCUAUGUGCACCGAAACAUCUUGCGGAUUGCAUCCGCGUUCUUUGCAGAUAUGUUCUCCUUGCCGCAACCUAUACAUCCCUCUUCGCCGGAUGUUGCUAACGACCCUAUUCCUGUCAUCCCUGUCUCGGAGAACAGCCAAAAACUCGAGGCUCUCCUGCGCAUGUGCUAUCCGGUCGAGAAGUCGAGGAUCAGCAGCGUACAGGACGUCUCACCACUCCUAGAAGGUGCGCUGAAGUACCAGAUGCGGGAGGCAACAGCGGCUUUGACCAAGAAACUGGCCGCUUUCUGCAACAAUCGACCUCUCGACGUGUACGCUGAAGUGUGUAGGAGGGACCUGAGGAAGGUCGCAAAGCAGGCCGCUGAUGCAUUUGCUGCGCCCCUCGUCGCCGUCACCAAGGUGCCGCGCGACGAGCCUGCUUUCGCAAUCGAUGACUUCACGCCGCACAUGGAGUCGAUCUCGGCGGCGGCGUACUUUCACUUGUUGGAGUAUCACAGCGGCGGGGGGGCAAGCAAGUCGAUGACUCUCUCGUUUGUCUCGUCUCGUGCAUCUGCAAGUGCGUCAUGUUGUUCAUGUUCCGUAUCCCGCGUUAACGCGUGCCAUAGACAGAGAUGA